AUGGUUUCUGUUAAGAGUUUUCAUCCUUGCUUCAUAGGUUAUCCGAAUGAGCAUGUCUCAGUGAAGUUCACGCAUUUCAAUCUGUACGUGCCGGAAAGUAAGAACUUGACAAGAAGGUGCGCCGACGUCGACCAUCUCACAGCGGAUGUACGAGUUGGAGCUCGUCUAUCGCGAAUCGAUGAGUGGUGCGGGGAUCGAACACCACCACAGUUAAUGAGCAGUACAAAUCUGCUGCAGCUCGAAUACACCACGAAGUCUUCACGAGCCCUACGCGAAAGUGCAAAGAACGAUAUUGGAUGCCGAUUCAUUUUCAACUCGUCUGUACAGUCAAGUGGGAAGCUGUGGUCGGUCAAUUACCCAGGUCUCUAUCCUCGAUCUCUCUACUGCGAGUACAUUUUUCAUGGCAGUGAAGAGCAGACCGUUCACAUUCACUUCGAGUAUUUCGACGUUGAAGGCUUCAACCAAUGCGAUGAGACUACACAGAGCGACUUCGUCUUAUUUAGCAAUUACCAAACACAUGAUCGCACAAAUCGCCGAUUUUGUGGUAAGGCUGCACCGCGAGGACCAAUUCUUUCUGAAUCUAACUACUUCAGAAUGAUUUUUGCAACUAACGACAUCUUCGACGCAACCGGAUUCUAUGCUCACUACCAGUUUAUCACUCAACGUCAGUCGAAGAAAAAGGCACAGAUCAGUCGGGUGAAGCUAACGACAUCAUCACCUUCAUCAGUGCAUCGGAUGCCUCUUUUCUUCAUUUUAAUUGCUUUCCUAUUGAUAACACUACAAUAUCAUUAG
Messenger RNA from Haemonchus placei, 792 nucleotides. The record is from the annotation of a GenBank genome assembly. NCBI's taxonomy places the organism in Eukaryota, Metazoa, Nematoda, Chromadorea, Rhabditida, Trichostrongylidae.